Erinaceus europaeus (western European hedgehog) is the source of this 743-nucleotide messenger RNA. Its product is annotated as keratin-associated protein 21-1-like. Gene Ontology annotation, biological process: hair follicle development. NCBI's taxonomy places the organism in Eukaryota, Metazoa, Chordata, Mammalia, Eulipotyphla, Erinaceidae. The transcript has a single exon. The record is from RefSeq and is a predicted model, not a curated record. The coding region runs from base 62 to 451 and encodes 129 amino acids.
UCACACUUGAACUCUCCAUCUGCUUCUCUACUGAACCACUGAACCUCCUCCUCUCUACACCAUGUGCUGCAACUACGGAAACUCUUGUGGUAGCUACGGCUAUGGCUGUGGCUACGGUUCCAGAUAUGGCUGUGGCUAUGGUUCCGGAUACGGCUGUGGCUAUGGUUCCGGAUACGGCUGUGGCUAUGGUUCCGGAUACGGCUGUGGCUAUGGUUCCGGAUAUGGCUGUGGCUAUGGUUCCGGUUACGGCUGUGGCUAUGGUUCCGGUUACGGCUGUGGCUAUGGUUCCAGAUAUGGUUGUGGCUAUGGUUCCGGAUAUGGUUGUGGCUAUGGUUCUGGAUAUGGCUGUGGCUAUGGUUCUGGAUAUGGUUGUGGCUAUGGUUCUGGAUAUGGCUCCUGCUGUAGUUAUCGCCCAUUUGUCUACAGAAAAUGCUAUUCUUCUUGCUGCUAGACUGCAGUGCAUCUUUUCCUCUAAGAUAAUCAUCCCAAGGCCAUUGCUGUUUUGAAGUGUGACAUCAGAUUCGACUGAGUAGAGAAUAUUCAGAAUCUGUGAGAAACUGGUUCUGUACUUGACAACCCUAUGAUUGAAGCAGUCUGAGUUAUUCUACAAAUGUUCCUGGUAAACAGAAGAUAUAAUUUUGGCCACUGUCUACAUGUAUACUCAUUAGGAUCUUAGUCUAUACUUAGACUAAGUCUGUUAUCAUAAUUAUUUCCAAAUAAACAUGUUUCUCUGACUCUAACAA